This is a messenger RNA of Corticium candelabrum, 945 nucleotides long. RefSeq lists its product as uncharacterized. The transcript has a single exon. The coding region runs from base 32 to 499 and encodes 155 amino acids. The record is from RefSeq and is a predicted model, not a curated record. NCBI's taxonomy places the organism in Eukaryota, Metazoa, Porifera, Homoscleromorpha, Homosclerophorida, Plakinidae.
GUCUGCCAAAGUAAACGAAGAGGCGACCGAGAUGACAAAAUUUGAUUUUCUUUUAGGUGUAAUGCUUGGAAGUAGGAUACUUAGGUUAGUUGACAACCUAAGCUGUACAUUGCAAAAGAAAGAACUGUCGGCUGCAGAGAGCCAGGUUGCAGCAAAUGUAACAAUCAAAGUGAUAUCUGCAUUGAGGACUGAUGAAGAGUUUGAUAUAUUCCCGCAAAACGUAGUGAAGAAGUCUGAAACUGUGAAUGUAAGCGAGCCUAGGAUGCCACGGAAGAGGAAAGCUCCAAACCGGUAUGAGGCUGGUAUUGGCGAAGGCAGCCAUCCCAAAUCUCCGAAAGAUCUAUACCAGAUUACCUAUUAUGCAACAAGUGACAGAAUUCUGUCUUCUAUUAGAGAUCGCUUCGAUCAACCCGGUUAUAAGAUCUAUGCACACCUUCAGAAUUUGCUAAUCAAGGCCGCAUCCGCAGACGACUACAGUAAGACAUGGAAGUUGUUGUGAGAUUGUACGAGAGAGACGUCUCGAACCUGCACGCCUCAAGAGCCAGCUGGAAAUUCUUACUGCUGAGUUUCAAUCUCAGCAAGUUUCUGAAGAGGGAACAGUCAAUAAGCUUCCAGUGACUUUUAGUCAAGUGAAGGACUAUCUAAUUAGUCUGGGACAUGAGAGAGAACUCUUGAGUGAGGUUGUGACAAUAUUAGGCCUGAUUCUAGUUAUGCCAGCGACUAACGCCACAAGUGAACGGUCAUUUUCCGCUUGUCGAAGGAUGAAAACGUACUUGCGUGCAACUAUGAACCAGAGCCGAUUAAAUCAUCUAGUGAUACUAACUGUUCAUAAAGAACUGACAGACAUGUUAGAUCUAUCUGCAUGCGCAAAGGAAUUUGUUUGUGGAAACGAACACAGACUUUCUGUGUUUGGUAGAUUUCUUUAGUGCAAUUAAGAUUAUUGUU